AUGUACACGUUCCCUAAAUGCUGGACCCUGCUGCUGAUAGUCGUAGCCGUAACGGGAAUAUCCGCUGAGGAUGUACUGAACUGCCCAAAUGGUUGGAAAUUGCGGGGCUUGCACUGUUACAAGUACUUCAACGUGAAACACUCGUGGGAAAAGUCGGCGACACUAUGUAAAAGGUACGGGUCGGAGCUGGUGACGGUCGAUACGUACGAUGAGAACAACGCGACGUACAGCAUUGCGACCAGCAGCGAGUACCGCACGCGCAACAAUGUCAAGUACUGGCUCGGGUUUGCCUCGCUGGACGAUCUGCGCACAAACACGCUCGAGUCCACGUCGGGCGAUCUGUUCUCGCAGUACUCCGGCUUUUGGGCGAUCAACGAACCGAACCCGCUGGCGGGCGAAUGCGUGUCGGCGAACCUGGGCCCGACCGAGCAGAGCUGGGAGCUGCGAUCCUGCGAAACGCUGCUACCGUUCAUGUGCAAGGCACGCGCCUGCCCGCAGCAAUCGUUCCACUGUUCGAACGGUGCGUGCAUCAACCAGGCGUACAGGUGCGACGGUAACGAUGACUGCGGCGAUGGGAGCGACGAGCUGGACUGCAGCGCGAACUGCAACAUCUACAUGGCGUCCGGUGGCGAUGUGAUCGAGUCGCCCAACUUCCCGCAGAAGUACGCCUCGCUCAAGUCGUGCAAGUGGACGCUCGAGGGCCCGCAGGGCAGCAACAUCAUACUGCAGUUCCAGGAGUUCGACACGGAGAAAAACUUCGACACGGUGCAGAUCCUGGUCGGCAGCCGGACGGAGGAUACGGCCGUCUCGCUGGCCACCCUGUCCGGGAAGAGCGAUGUCCCGAACCGCACCUUCAUCACCGCGUCGAACUUCAUGAUCAUCAAGUUCACGUCGGACGGCAGCGUGGAGAAGAAGGGCUUCCGGGCGACGUGGAAGACGGAACCGCAAACGUGCGGCGGCGUGCUGCAGGCGAGCAAGCAGGAACAGUACCUGAAGAGUCCGGGCUUCCCGCAGGCCUACCCGGGCGGUAUCGAGUGUCUGUACGUGAUCAGCGCACGCAAGGGUUACACCGUGUCGCUCGAUGUGCAGGAGCUCGACCUGAACGCGGACAGUGACUUCCUGCUGAUACGCGACGGCGAGAGCGCGCACGACAAGCCGAUCGCGAAGCUAACCGGCACGAUCGAAUCGAAACCGAGCCGCGUCAUCAUUUCCACCGGGAACAAGCUGUAUCUGUACUUCAGCACCGCACUGGCCCAGCCCGCCAGAGGGUUCAGCGUGCGGUACGUCGAAGGUUGCACGGCGGUGGUGAAUGCCGCCAACGGGACGGUCACCUCGCCGGCUUACAAUCUGUCGCCCUAUCCGAACAAUCAGGAGUGCUACUUCGUGAUCAAGAACCCGUCCGGUUCGCCGCUGUCGAUGCGUUUCGUUGACUUCGAUGUGCACCGGUCGGAUUUGGUGCAGGUGUUCGACGGGGCCUCCACCUCCGGUGUGCGGCUGCACGCCGGGAACGGAUUCACCGACAGUAACGCACCGAAGAUCACGCUGACCGCUUCCUCCGGGAAGAUGUUGCUCAAGUUCAUUACCGAUGCGCUGUACAAUGGCAAAGGUUGGUCGGCGGAGUUUUCUGCCGAUUGUCCCGAGCUGAAGCCGGGUAUUGGGGCGAUCGCUAGCAGCCGCGACACUGCGUUCGGCACGGUGAUCAACUUCACCUGCCCCGUUGGGCAGGAGUUCGCGACGGGCAAGAACCGCAUCACGACCGUGUGCCAGAACGGGGGCAACUGGAGCAUCAGCUACAUUCCCGACUGUCAAGAGGUGUAUUGUGGGCCGGUACCGCAAAUCGACAAUGGCUUCUCGUUCAAGACGACCAACGUGACGUACCGGGGCAUCGCCACCUACCAGUGUUAUGCCGGGUUUGCCUUCGGGUCGGGGCUUGCGACGGAAACGAUUUCCUGCCUGGCGGACGGUACCUGGGAGCGGCAACCGGCCUGUAUGGCAUCGCAGUGUCCACCGUUGCCGGAGGUGGCGCACGCAAACGUGACGGUACUGAACGGUGGCGGCCGCAGCUACGGCACGAUCAUCAGCUACGAAUGCAUCCCCGGGUAUGUCCGCACCGGACGUCCCAUCCUGAUAUGUAUGUCGAAUGGGCAGUGGAGCAGUCCCGUGCCGAGUUGUUCACGCAAGCAGUGCUACAAAAUACCGGACGUACCGAACGGGUACGUGGUGGACAAGACGCGCGAGUACUACUACGGCGAUGAGGCACGCGUCCAGUGCUACAAGGGCUACCGUUUGAUUGGCUCACACACUGUCAAGUGCAACGAGCAGCAAGACUUCUCUAAUGUUCCGGUCUGUGAAGAUAUUGAUGAAUGUCAAACGUCACAGUGUGAUGCGUCAUCGACCGAGUGUAUGAAUGCGGCCGGUUCGUUCCAUUGCAAGUGUAAGACGGGUUACACCUCGUCGAUGGAAUGUCGGCCCGUGGUCGAUCUGGGCCUCUCGAACGGUGGCAUAUCGGAUGACAGCGUAACGGUGUCAUCGACGGCAAGUGGCUACGAAAAAGGCAUGAUUCGCCUCAACUCGGUGGGCUGGUGCGGGAAUGGUAAGGAGCGUGGUUCGAACUGGGUAAUAAUCGACCUGAAAGCCCCAACCAUUGUGCGCGGGUUCCGCACAAUGUCCGUGCAGCGCAUGGACGGUGCGUUGGCAUUUACCUCAGCGAUACGGCUCGAGUACGCGGACGAUCUGGCCGAUGUGUUCAAGGACUAUGCCAACCCGGACGGUACCGCGGUCGAGUUCCGCAUACUGGAACCGACCCUCUCGAUACUGAACCUCCCGAUGCCGAUCGAGGCGCGGUACAUCAAGUUCAAGGUGCAGGACUUUGUCGUCGCACCGUGCAUCAAGCUGGAGCUGAUGGGCUGCACCCGGCUGGACUGCUUGGACGUGAACGAGUGCGCCAAGGACAACGGGGGAUGCAACCAGAAGUGCGUUAACUCGCCCGGCUCGUACAAGUGUGCGUGCAACUUUGGCUACGAACUGUUCCGCCAGAACGGAACCGAAGGCUUCUUCGUCGAACGACACGAAACGGGCGAACAGGACGGGGACGUUUACCAGCGCAACAAGACCUGCGUGCGCAAGAUGUGCCCGGCCCUGUCCGAUCCGGACAACGGUAAGCUGCUGAGCAGCGAGAUCCAGCAUCACUUCGGUGAUGUGGUACGAUUCCACUGCAACUUUGGGUACGUCCUGUCGGGCAGCUCGUCGCUGGCGUGCAUGUCCAACGGCAACUGGAACGCCUCCAUGCCCAAAUGCCUGAGUGCCAAGUGUGUCUCGCUACCGGACGACGAGAAGGAAGGCUUGUUCGUGAAACGGGGCGAUCAGAAUGAUAUUCUGGUACCGUUCAAUGAGAACGUUACGCUCGAGUGCACGACGUCCGGCAAGCAGAUUGGCAAGACGGCCAUUUCUACCUUCCGACAGUGCGUGUUCGAUCCCCAACCGGGCUACCCGGACUAUUGGCUGUCCGGGGUGUUGCCCACCUGUUCGCGGGCGGAUUGCGGUGUUCCGAUGCCAACGGCCGGUGCCGAGUACGGCCAGUACGCGGACACCAAGUACAUGAGCUCGUUCUUCUUCGGCUGCCAGAAUACGUUUAAGCUCGCGGGCCAGACGACGAUGAACGACAAUGUCGUACGGUGCCAGGCGAACGGUGUGUGGGACUUUGGGGACCUUCGCUGCGAGGGUCCGGUGUGUGUGGAUCCGGGCCGCCCGAACGAUGGGUUCCAGGUGGCAAACAGCUACGAGCAGAGUUCGGAAGUUCUGUUCGGAUGUUCGCGCGCCGGCUACAUCCUGAUCAACCCGCGGCCGAUCACGUGCGUGAAGCAACCGGAGUGUAAAACGAUCAAACCGAUCGGCAUCUCGUCCGGGCUCAUCCCGGACAGUGCGAUCAACGCGACGUCCGAGCGACCGAACUACGAGGCGAAGAAUGUGCGCCUCAACUCGGUGACCGGCUGGUGCGGCAAGCAGGAAACGUUCACCUACGUGAGCGUCGACCUCGGCAAGGUUUAUCGCGUGAAGGCGCUGCUGGUGAAGGGUGUCGUGACGAACGACAUCGUGGGCCGCCCGACCGAGAUUCGCUUCUUCUACAAGCAGUCGGAAAAGGAGGACUACGUCGUGUACUUCCCGAACUUCAACCUGACGAAGCGCGACCCGGGCAACUACGGCGAGCUGGCCAUGAUCACGCUGCCGAAGUACGUGCAGGCACGCUUCGUCAUACUCGGCAUCGUCAGCUACAUGGACAACCCGUGCCUGAAGUUUGAGCUGAUGGGAUGCGAAGAACCGGCGGCCGAUCCGCUGCUCGGGUACGACUACGGGUACUCGCCGUGCGUUGACAACGAGCCACCGAUCUUCCAAAACUGCCCCCAGCAACCGAUACUCGUUAAGCGCGGCCCGAACGGGGAGGUGCUGCCGCUGAACUUCACCGAACCGACGGCACUGGACAACUCGGGCUCGAUCGCCCGGCUCGAGGUGAAGCCGCCUCACUUCAAAACGACCAGCUACGUGCUGGAGAACGCGGUCGUCAAGUACAUCGCGUACGACUACGACGGCAAUGUGGCGAUCUGCGAGAUUAACAUCACCGUGCCGGACAUUACGCCGCCGCUGCUCGACUGCCCGCAGAGCUUCGUGAUCGAGCUCGGUGAGAAGCAGGCGAACUACUACGUCAACUUCAACGACACGAUCAAGCGCGUGAAGGCGUCGGACAGUUCCGGGGACGUGCGCAUCGAGUACGUGCCCGAGUCUGCGUCGAUCCCGCUCGGCGGGUUCCGCAACGUGACCGUCGUCGCUACGGACAAGUACAACAACAAGGCAUCGUGCAACUUCCAGGUGUCGGUACAGCCGACCCAGUGCGUCGACUGGGACCUGCAGGCACCGGGCAAUGGGGAAAUCAAGUGCACCACGCAAGAGUCGGGCGGUGUCGAGUGCGAGGCCACUUGCAAUCCCGGCUUCCGGUUCACGGACGCGGACAAGAAGAAGGUGUUCAUGUGCAAGAAGGGCCGGUUCUGGAAGCCGUCCUCCGUCGUGCCGGACUGCGUGUCGGAGAAUACGCAGCGGGCGGACUACCAGGUGGUGGCAACGACGACCUACCGCGCGAACGGGGUCGUGUCGGAGCAGUGUCUGCCCCAGUACCAGGAACAGACGGCGAAGCAUUUCGCCAGCCUGAGCAGCGUGCUGUCCCAGCGGUGUUCGGCCGUGUACGUCAACAUGAACGUUACCAUCCUGAGGUCGGUGCCGCGCCUGCUGGAGGAGAACGUGGUGCAGAUGGACUUCAUACUGCUGAUCGAUCCGGCCGUAAAGCAACCGCAGCUGUACGAUCUUUGCGGCUCCACGCUGAACCUGAUCUUCGACCUGAGCGUACCGUACGCGAGUGCCGCCAUCGAACCGCUGUCGAACGUGAAGUCGAUCGGCAACGAGUGCCCACCGUUGCGCGCACUGAAGAGCGCCAUCUCGCGGGGAUUUACGUGCGGCGUCGGCGAGGUGCUGAACAUGGAUACGAACGAUGUGCCGCGCUGUCUGCACUGUCCGGCCGGUACGUACGCCGGGGAGAACCAGAAGACGUGCUCGCCGUGUUCGAAGGGUUACUAUCAGCACCGGGAACGGCAAGGGUCGUGCCUGAAGUGCCCCGUGGGCACGUACACGAAGGAGGACGGUUCGAAGGCGGUGCAGGACUGUGUGCCAAUCUGUGGCUAUGGUACGUACUCGCCGACCGGGUUGGUGCCCUGCUUGGAGUGUCCCCGUAACUCGUUCUCCGCGACACCGCCGCUCGGCGGCUUCCGCGACUGCCAGGCAUGUCCGAGCGGUACGUUCACCUAUCAACCGGCGGCCCAGAGCGACGGCGACUGUCGGCGCAAGUGUCCGGCCGGUACGUACUCGCACACCGGGCUGGCACCGUGCUCGCCCUGUCCGAAGAACUACUACCAGAAGUCGGAGGGCGCGACCAGCUGCAGCGAGUGCCCGUCCGGGCGGCGCACGGACACGGUCGGCUCGGUAACGGCCGACGACUGUAAGCCUAUCAUGUGCAACGAAAACUCGUGCCAGCACGGUGGACUGUGUGUGCCGCUCGGCCACGACAUCCACUGCUUCUGUCCGGCCGGGUUCUCGGGUACGCGGUGCGAGAUCGACAUCGACGAGUGUGCGUCCCAGCCGUGCUACAACGGCGGCACGUGCAAGGAUCUGCCGCAGGGUUACGAGUGCCGCUGCGCGCGCGGCUACACCGGCAUCAACUGCCAGGAGGCGAAGAGCGACUGCGAUGCGGACCCGUGUCCGGCGCGUGCGAUGUGCAAGGACGAGCCCGGGUUCGGCAACUACACCUGCAUGUGCCGCAGCGGGUACACCGGGGACAACUGUGACAUUACGAUCGAUCCGUGCACGGCGGGCGAAAACCCGUGCGGCAAUGGGGCGACCUGCGUGGCGCUGCAGCAGGGCCGGUUCCGGUGCGAAUGUACGCCGGGCUGGGAGGGUCACCUGUGCAGCAUCAACACGGACGACUGUGCGGAGAAGCCGUGCCUGCUGGGUGCCAACUGUACGGAUCUGGUGAACGAUUUCAGCUGCGACUGUCCGGCAGGGUUCGCCGGCAAACGGUGCCAGGAGAAGAUUAACCUGUGCCUGUCCGAACCCUGCAACCAUGGUAUGUGCGUCGACCGGUACUUCUACCACGAGUGUGUGUGCAAUCCGGGCUGGGAGGGUGCGGCCUGCGACGUCAAUGUGGACGAGUGCGAAAGCAGCCCGUGCGAGAAUGGUGGUGUGUGCGUGGAUAUGAUCAACGACUACCAGUGCGGCUGUGCGGAGGGGUACACGGGCAAACACUGCCAGCACACGGUGGACGAUUGUGUGAGCGCACCGUGCCAGAACGGGGGCACGUGCGUGGACCGUCUGGACGGGUUCGCGUGCCAGUGCCGGCCCGGCUUUGUCGGUGUGCAGUGCGAGACGGAUCGGAACGAGUGUUUGAGCGACCCGUGCAAUCCGAUCGGUACGGAGAAGUGUAUGGAUCGGGUGAACACGUUCGAGUGCGUCUGCCGGCAGGGCUUCGACGGGCAGGUGUGUGACAACGACAUCGACGACUGUGAGUACGCACCGUGCCAGAAUGGUGGCACCUGUUUGGAUCGUGUCGGUGGCUACGAGUGCCAGUGCCCGACCGGAUGGACCGGGGAGCGGUGCAAUGUGCAGGUGACCGCGUGUGACGUGGAGCGACCGUGCAAGAACGAUGCGCAGUGUAUCGAUCUGUUCGAGGACUUCUUCUGCGUGUGCCCGAGUGGCACGGAUGGGAAGAAGUGCGAGACGGCACCGGACCGCUGCAUCGGGCAGCCGUGCAUGCACGAGGGCCAGUGCAAGGAUUACGGCUCGGGGCUGAACUGUUCCUGCUCGAUGGAUUUCACCGGCGUCGGAUGUCAGUACGAGUUCGAUGCAUGCGAGGCAGGCACCUGCCAGAAUGGUGCGACCUGCGUCGAUCGUGGCAGUGGAUAUCAGUGCAUCUGCCCACCGGGGUACACCGGGCGGAACUGCGAGCAUGAUCAGGUGGACUGUAAGGACAACUCCUGCCCGCCGGGGGCGGUUUGCAUCGAUCUGAACAACGACUUCUACUGCCAGUGUCCGUUCAAUCUGACCGGAGACGAUUGUCGCAAAUCGGUCCAGAUUGAUUACGAUCUGUACUUUAGCGAUCCGUACCACUCGUCCGCGUCGCAGGUGGUUCCGUUCUAUACGACCGCGUCGGAUAGUUUAACGCUCGCGAUGUGGGUGCAGUUCGCCCAGAAGGACGACACGGGCAUCUUCAUAACGCUGUACUCUGCCAGUGCACCGAACGUGAUCACCAAGCGUAGGACGAUGCUGCAGGCCCACUCGAGCGGUGUGCAGGUGUCGUUCUUCGAAGAUCUGCAGGAUGUGUUCCUGCCGUUCAAGGAGUACAGCACCAUCAACGACGGCCAGUGGCAUCACAUUGCCGUCGUUUGGAGCGGCAAAACCGGACAGCUUAUGCUCAUCACGGAGGGUUUCAUUGCCAGCAAGGCGGAGUAUGGUGUAAACCGGGUCCUGCCCAACUACUGCUGGCCUGUGCUUGGUGCACCGCUGAUGGAUGGCAAUCGCAAGGAAGCGUACAGCGAUCUUGGCUUCCAGGGUAAGCUGACGAAGGUACAGAUCUGGAGCCGUGCGCUGGAUGUCACGAACGAGAUCCAGAAGCAGGUGCGUGACUGCCGCAGCGAACCGGUACUGUACAAGAACCUCAUCCUGAACUGGGCCGGCUACGAGCAGACGCUCGGUGGCGUGCAGCGAUCCGUCCCGUCGACCUGCGGACAGCGGAAGUGUAAACCGGGCUAUGCCGGUGCGAACUGUCAGCAGCUCCAGGUGGAUCGAGAACCACCGCAGGUCGAGUACUGCCCGUCGGAUCUGUGGAUCGUGGCAAAGAAUGGUUCGACCGUGGUCAACUGGGAGGAGCCCCGGUUCACGGACAACAUUGGCAUUUCGAAGAUCGUCGAACGCAACGGGCAUCGGUCGGGCGAAACGUUACUGUGGGGCAUCUACGAUGUGAUGUAUCUGGCGUACGAUGCCGCCGGCAAUACCGCUUCCUGCGCGUUCAAGGUAACGAUCGUGGCGGAGUUCUGUCCCGCGCUCGCUGACCCGCUCGGUGGUUCGCAAAGCUGCAAGGAUUGGGGUGCGGGUGGACAGUUUAAGGUGUGCGAGAUUGCGUGCAAUCCGGGCAUGAAGUUCUCGCAGAUUGUACCACGGUUCUAUACCUGCGGCUCGGAAGGAUUCUGGCGCCCGACCGUGCACCCGAACGUGCCGCUCGUCUAUCCGUCGUGUUCGCCGACCAAACCGGCUCAGCGGCUUAUACGCAUCCAGAUGCAGUUCCCGUCCGAUGUGCUGUGCAAUGAGGCGGGUCAGGGUGUGCUGCGGCAGCGUAUUAAGAAUGCAAUCAAUGCGCUGAACCGUGACUGGAACUUGUGCUCGUACUCGAUGGAGGGUUCGCGCGAAUGUCGCAACGUGGAGAUCGACGUCAGGUGCGACCGUAACCGGCAUCCGAACAUUGUCAAGCGACAGACGGUGCUGCAGAUCUCACCGAAUCCGGAGAGUGCUUACGCCAUUAAUGCUACCAUUCCGAUCAAGAGUGAAAUUGUGAGCAACUCCAAUGGCCAGCGUUUGAAUACGUUGAACCUGCUGGAGAAGCUUAUCCUGGAAGAUAAUCAGUUUGCGGUGCAGGACAUUCUGCCAAACACGUUCGGCGACGCGUCCUCGCUUAAUCUCGUGACGGAGUACGCCUGUCCACAGGGUCAGGUAGUGGUCGAACCGGACUGUGUGCCGUGUGCGGUCGGUACGUUCUACAACGUGUCGAGCAAAACGUGUCUCCCGUGUCCGGAGGGAUCGUACCAGCCCGAGAUUGGACAGCUGCAGUGCAAGAGCUGUCCAAAGAUUGCGGGACGCCCUGGCGUAACGGCACUGGUUGGCGCUAGAUCGGCCGUCGAAUGCAAAGAACGAUGUGCUGCCGGUAAGUAUCUGGACUCGGUAACCGGACUUUGUCAACCGUGCGGCUUUGGCUACUACCAACCGAACGAAGGUUCGUUCACGUGCGAGAUCUGCGGGCUGGGACAGACGACCCGCACACCGGAAGCGACCAGCAAGAGUGAGUGCCGUGAUGAGUGUAACUCCGGCAUGCAGCUCGGUCUGGAGGGCAAGUGUGAACCAUGUCCGCGUGGAACGUACCGCAAGCAGGGAGUGCAUCCGUCGUGUCUCUCAUGUCCGAACGGACGUACGACGGCUAAGCUGGGAUCGUCCAACGUUGAAGAGUGCUCGUUGCCUAUCUGCUCGCCUGGAACGUACCUGAACGGUACGCUGAACGUGUGCGUCGAGUGCCGCAAGGGCUUCUAUCAGUCGGAGUACCAGCAGACGUCAUGUAUUCCUUGUCCGCCGAAUCACACCACUAGAAGCACUGCAGCGAACAACAAAAAUGAAUGCAUUAACCCGUGUGAGGAUGUGUCGGAUGGUUCACCGCGCUGUGAUCCGAACGCGUUCUGCAUACUGAUACCGGAAACGUCCGACUUCAAGUGUGAAUGUAAACCCGGCUUCAAUGGUACCGGAAUGGAAUGUUCGGACAUGUGCAAUGGUUUCUGCGAGAACUCGGGCCAUUGCGUGAAGGACGUCAAGGGGCUACCGUCGUGCCGAUGCAAGGGAUCGUUCACGGGCACCAAGUGUACCGAGCGGUCCGAGUUUGCCUACAUUGCCGGUGGCGUUGCAGCUACCGUCAUCUUCAUAAUACUCAUCGUUCUACUGAUCUGGAUGAUCUGUGCGCGAGCCAAUCGCAAGCGAGAUCCGAAGAAGAUCAUCUCACCAGCUGCGGAUCAGACGGGAUCGCAGGUUAACUUCUACUACGGAGCGCACACGCCAUAUGCCGAAAGUAUUGCUCCAUCGCAUCACAGCACGUACGCACACUACUACGACGACGAGGAGGACGGUUGGGAGAUGCCCAACUUCUACAAUGAGACGUAUCUUAAAGAUGAUCAAUUCAUCGGAGUUCAAGGUGCCAACGGAAAGCUUAAUUCGUUGGCUCGAUCAAAUGCAUCGUUGUACGGUACGAAGGACGAUCUGUACGAUCGGCUAAAACGUCACGCUUAUACCGGUAAAAAAGACAAAAGUGACACGGACAGUGAGGAGCAUUAGGGCAUCGUUGUUAAUUUAAGUAUUAGCUCAUAUUAAAAUCCCUUCGAAAUACUCUUGUAUAAAAAAACAAUAUUAAGUAGAACAAGACGCAUGCAAA
Molecule: messenger RNA, 10777 nt
Organism: Anopheles marshallii
Lineage: Eukaryota; Metazoa; Arthropoda; Insecta; Diptera; Culicidae
Gene: uif
Exons: 21
Coding region: 1-10680 (3559 amino acids)
Biological process (GO): Notch signaling pathway
Molecular function (GO): Notch binding; calcium ion binding
Source: RefSeq, a predicted model, not a curated record